Messenger RNA from Lotus japonicus, 761 nucleotides. RefSeq lists its product as uncharacterized. Bases 263 to 565 code for a protein of 100 amino acids. The record is from RefSeq and is a predicted model, not a curated record. The transcript has 2 exons. Lineage: Eukaryota; Viridiplantae; Streptophyta; Magnoliopsida; Fabales; Fabaceae.
CCAUUUGCACCACUUCUACAUUUCACCUGGAAGUAGAUUUUAUAUUUGCAUCUGGAAAAACUCUCCCUCCCUCUCCCUUAGUAUUACAAUAACCUAUUGCACCGCCAAAUCUGGACCCCAAAUCUGUCAAACCAUUAAGAUUGCGGACAUUUUUUAUUAUGAUUUCUAACAUUUCCUUUUUCGUUGCUGUCAUGUAGGAUGGCGAUGGAGGGUGGGGAAAACGUUCCUAUUGAGAUAUCCAGUGACUCCUCUAUACAGGAAGAUGAAAUUGAACUCAUUGACUGGGAUGUCCCCCUUACUAAGCAUAAGGCUUCUGGGUCGCAAGCUUUGGGAAUUCCCGCAAGGGUGUCUCAUGCACAAACCAGAGACUGUCGAAGUUGAGUUAGAUGGAGAUUACCAACGUAUGGAAGACUGGACCUUGUUGUGGACUCCUGACAGGCCAACACAGUGCAUGUUUGGGCAUGGAUGGUACGAGUUUGCGGUGGAGAAGAAGCUGCGUGAGAGUGACCUUGUUACCUUUAUGAAACACGAUCAGUUGGUCCGUUUUUUGGUGUUCAUUACCUGAAGAGAACAAUUGGGAUUCAACCCUUAGGAUCUGUUAAGAUCCAUCCUCGCAUGUGUCAUUUAAGUUCAUCCUGUAAUGCCAUCGUUUUUUUUUUUUGCGUCCAACCAUCUAGGAUGAUGGAGUGUUGGGUUACUUGUACUUUUGUUCCAUCCCGCCUUUCACCACGGCAAUAAAUUAUCAGUUCAUGUUUGACAAA